Molecule: messenger RNA, 7131 nt
Organism: Hydra vulgaris (swiftwater hydra)
Lineage: Eukaryota; Metazoa; Cnidaria; Hydrozoa; Anthoathecata; Hydridae
Product: MATH and LRR domain-containing protein PFE0570w
Source: RefSeq, a predicted model, not a curated record
UAAAAUAUUUCUAUUGUCAAAUAAUCGCUCAAGUAUCUUUUUUAAAGUACCUAGGAUAGAUGACAAGAUAGCACAGCAUAAUAGCUGCGAAUUUGCAAGCACAUUAUUGUUCUUAAAUUUUAGUAAAAAAAUUGCAAACCUGAACCACUCGUUAUAAUUUUCAAGAUGAAAUUGAAAUUAAUAAAAAGAAGAUUAUCAGCAGGAGAUAUAUAUAAAGAAGAAACCAAAAAAGAGUCUAAUACUUUUAAUAAAAAAGAAAGCUUAGAAAAACAGAGUUCCGAAUCAGUAAUAUCGUCUCCAAUAAGCUCUCCCGAAAUGAAACCAAGAUCGAGAGCUCAAUCGUUAGACAACGUUGGAGCAAAAACUUUUUUUAAAAGCCCAAAGUUUUUACGACGAAAAAAAGACGAUUGGAGUAUAUCAAAUGCCAAUUUAGUUUCUUCAACGUAUACUGGAAAUUUCGAACCCUUAUAUGCUACUUUAGAAAGAAAGCGCCGAGGAGAGUUAAUUGAUGAUUACAGUGAAAGUAGAGCGUUAAAAAACGAACUUUCAAAAAAUAACUUCAUUAUUGAAGUACAAGAACAAAAAAUUUUGGAAGAUGUUAAAGAAGAAGAUCUAGAUGCACUCAAGGAGUUUUUAUCAGAGUUUGUAGAUAUAAAUGAUAACAUAAUCACAUGUGGAUAUGAUAAUUUUACUGCACUACCAUCCCCAAAUUUACCCAACACUCCCAGCACAACUCCUGUCCAAUAUAUGACUAAUAGUGGUACAAAUUAUUUAUCAAGUCAAAAUUCAUUAUCAGAGAAAACAAAUAUAGACGAUACUUUAAUUGAUAAAUUGCUAAAUUUAAAAAAAGACAAAGAAACAAUAUUGGAAAAGUCGAUAGAUAAUUCACACUCAAAAAUACAAACACAUAAAAUGGUAACCACUAAUUUUUCUGGUGAUUGCGGUAUUAAUGGCAUUAAAAUUACAAUUAAUGAUGGAGAAAGAUUUGAGAACGAGUUCACUUAUACUUCCAAAGGCUUGUCACGUUCAGGAAGUGUCGACUCGCUGUUAAAUGAAAUGGACGUAUUUAUCACACAAAGUGUGAGUGAUGAAGUUGAAAGAGAUUUUAGUGUUCGUGACAAAACUAAAAUAAUGGAGUAUACAAUUACAGGGAAAAUUUCGCAAAGCAAAGACAUUUACAAAAACUAUAUUAUUGACAAAAAAAUCACCCAUCCAUUGACGAGCAACACAAUAGAAAAUGGUGCAACAAGUUUAGAAACGUGUUCGACAAAACUUUCAGAACUAUCUUCGAAAGAAAAAAUAGACAACAAAGAAACAACCAUUGAAAAUGUUGAUCAAGAAUUAAGAACCUAUGAAAAAGCUGAUCAAGAAUUACAGACUUCAAAAAAUACAACAUAUUUUCCAGAAAACACAGAUUUUCCCUUAAAUUUUAGUGAGAUUAGUUUGGUCUUGAAACAAUGCAACAAGAAAAAAGAUUUUAAUGGAGUAAAGGAAUUAAAUGAUUCAGAUAAUCGCUUUGAAAUUCUGAAAAACAUGAUUAAAAUGGCAAACGAUAAAAGUACAUUAAAAAAGACGAACGACGAUGAUAUAAUAAAGAAGGAAAGCUACAAUAAUGUUACUGGCGAGGAAAUAAUCAACUCCUUUGGAAUGGUUGAAUGUUUGGAAUGCUUACCGUCAAUUUCAUUUAAAAAUAAACGAACAGAGGAGUUAGAAAAUUUUGCUUUAAAAUUAUCUGAAGAAAUAAUCAAGGAGUUCGAACUGAGUUUAAAAUUGAACUUAGAGGAAUAUAAAUAUUCAAAGAAAAGCUCAUCAUUAACAAAAAAUGAAGUUAUUGAAACUAAACUAACGAAUGAAAACAAAAAGGAAAACAACUUUAACUUACCAGAGAAAAAGGAAGACGAACUUUUAUUGAAAGGCGACAAGGAGUUCUUAGAAAUGAAGCAAAAUAAACUUGAACUUCAAGGAAAUCUUUUAAAAGAUCACGUAGCUAUCAUUGAUGGACUCGAUAACCAAAUCAAACUUGAAAAGACUUCGAUCAACGAUAUUGCAAAACUGCAACAAAAUUCGAUUCAGAAAACUUUACAAAGUUCUUUUACUUACGAGCUGCAUUUUCAUCAAAACGAACUUGGGUCGAAUAAAAAUGCGCAUAAACUAAGUUAUAGUGUGACAGAGUCAGAUACAAAUGUGUCUAAAUUAAAUUCUCAAAUGUUUGAAUCAGAUCUAAAUGUUCCAGAACUAAAUUUAAAUGUUUUAGAUUUAAAUAUUUCUAGUAAUAGUAUAACUGAUUUUAGGCAAAAUAUACUUGGGUCUGAUCUGAAUAGAUCUGAAUCAGAACUAAACGUUCUCGAGACUAAUAUAAAAAUGUUAAAGCCAAACAAUGGGUCUGAAACAGAUAUAAAUUUUGCCAAGUUAAACCAUAAUGUAAUUUUAACUGAUUUAAACAUGUACCAGUCAGAUCUAAAUGUGUUACAAUCAAAUCUUAACGUCCCUGAAUCAAAUUUUAAUGUGCCUGAGUCAGAUCUUAAUGUUACCGAGUCAAAUCAAAACGUGAACAAAACAGAUCAUAACAUACUCAAGUUAGAUCAAAAUAUGCUAGAAUCAGAACAAAAUAUUAAUGAGUUGGAUCAAAAAAUUGAUACAAAUUUAGAUUGUUUACAUGUUAUAAGCGUUAAACAAUUAAAAAGUUCUUUAGUUGAUGAGAGUAUACGGUUAGAAACUUCGUCAUUUAAAAAAAUUGCAUAUUUUGAGACUUCGUCAAUUGAAGAGUCUACACAUUUAAUGACUUCAUUAUUUAAAGAAAAUACAAAUUUAGAAACUUUAUCAGUUGAAGAGGUUACGCUGUUAGAGACUCCAUCAAAUGAAGAGGUUACACAGUUAGAGAUUCCGUCAAAUGAAGAGGUUAUACAGUUAGAGACUCCGUCAAUUGAUGAACUGACUUCAUCAGUUGAAAAAGAAACACAGUUAGAAACUUUGUCAAAUAAAGAGGUUACACAGUUAGAGAUUUUGCCAAAUGAAGAAAUUACGCAGUUAGAGUCUUCAUCAGUUGAAGAAGUUACACAGUUAGAAACUUUGUUAAAUAAAGAGGUUAGACAGUUAGAAAUUUUGUCUAAUGAAAAGGUUACACUAUUAAAGACUUUGUCAAAUGAAGAGGCUACACAGUUAAAAACUCUAUCAAAUGAAGAGGUUACUCAAUUAGAGACUCCGUUAAAUGAAGAGGUUACACAGUUAGAGACUCCGUCAAACGAAGAGGUUACACAGUUAGAAACUUCAUUAGUUAAAGAGAUUACGCAAUUAGAGACAUCAUCAAUUAAAGAAGUCACACAUUUAGAGUCCUUAACAGUUAAAAAAGUUACAAAUUUAGAGAUUUUGUCAAAUGAAAAGUUUACACUGUUAGAGACUUCAUUAAUUGAAGAGCUUACACAGUUAGAGUCUUCAUCAGUUAAAGAUUUUGAGUUUGAAACAACACAAUUUGAAACAACAUCAGUUGAACAUUUGCUUCCAGAGGUUUCUUUAACAAAACUUCAGACAGAAGAAACAAAUAUUAAAAAAACUCAGGAUGAAAAGAAUGCUUAUAUGGUAGACACUAAACCUGAAAAUUUAAAUGUUGACAACAAUACCAAUCAAUUUGUUAAAGACGUCAAUAAAACCAGACCUAGGGAUUUAAUACAAGCAUAUGAUGCUGAUAACAUUGACAACAAUACAGAUAAUAUCGUAAAUAAAAUAAAAAGUAUUUCAAAUAUUUCAGAUGACGCAAGAAGUAAAAUUAAUGACUACAACAACAUUGCUUGCAUAAAAGAUGUUUAUAAUUUGAGCAUUCAUACCAAUAGCAUAACAACCGUUCCUAACAACAGCGUAAAUACUACAGAAGAAAUAAUGACUGACACCGUUGGCUUCAAUAAUACUGUAACUACAUGUUACAGCAAUAAUGCCACAGAAAAUACUAAUAAUAUACUAUUUCCCAGCAACAACGUUUUAAAUAAUGCAGAUAAUAUCAUAAAUAUUAGUGAUAAUUUUAAUGAAGUUGCAUCCUCAAAAAGUGAUUAUGAUACUACAAAAUAUACCGAGAGUAUAACAAGGAAAAUUGAUAACUUCAACUCGAAUGACAUUAUCGCAAUUGAGAAAAAUGACAAAAAUAACUUCCCCGACCUCAACGAAAUUCCAACCACAAAAAACGAAUAUGAUAAUCAAGGUGUAACUGUUAAAACAACGAAUUAUACCGAAAAUUUUACAAAUGGCACUGAUAACAUUUAUAAAACUGCAACUAUAGAAAGUAAUAAAAAUGCUAUAAAACAUACCAAAAACAUAACAACUGUCACUGAUAAUAUCGUAAAUAAUAUGGAGAAUAAUGCAUGUAAUACCGACAACUUUAACGUAGUUGUAGCUAUAGGACAUGAAGAUAAUACUGCAUUUAACACCGUAAAUGUAUUAAAUAAUACUGAUCAUGUCAAAAAAUAUGCAAAUCACACCUACCAAAAUUUAACAAAUAAUAUAGACUGUUAUAUGACAAAUAUUGUUAGCAACUUUAUUGAAACCUCCGUUAAAAAUGAAAAUAGUAUUACGUAUAACAGUACCACUAAUAUUUACGAUAUAGCAGAAAUUUCCAAAAAUACUUCAAAUAUUACCGAUGAUUUAAAUAAAACUCCAAUAACAAUGAGUGAAGUAAAUGUUAUGUAUAAUGGUAAUAGCUUCAACAAUAAUGAUAUCUCAAACAAUAUUGAUAACGUAGAGAAUAACUAUGCACAUUCAUCUCAAGUUUGUUCAAAUUCAUUUGACUCUGACAACAGCAAAAAUAUCUUUGAACGCGAAACUUCACAAAUUACGUCCCAGGUGUUAUCCAGAAAAGAAGCCUUACUUGUUGAGCUCUUGGAAAAACUAGCAGCACAAAGACUUUGCAAUGAUGCAAGAAGCGAUGAAAGCAUUCUUGAAAACAUUAGAAACGAUGAAAGCACUUAUAACAAUGCUCAACCUGGACCAGAAAGAAAAUAUAAAAUGCUAGAAAAGCGAUCAAAGACAUUUGAUGCUUCGAAUAAAGAAAUCAUUCAAAAAAAUAUUUUAUUGAAACUGAAAAAAAGCAAGAAAGGUUUACAAUCGAAAAUUAGCUCAGCAAAGAGUUUUGAUUAUGGAUCAAAGAAAUAUGACGACCGAUCAAGUGAAUAUAACUACAGAUCAAGCGAACCAAUAUAUGAAAACGAAGAAAGUAAUAAUUAUGACCUCACAAAUUUAAACAAGGAUAAUAAAGAACAUGAAUAUGUUAAUGAAAAAGCAAAAAAAAUCUCAAACAUCGCUUUUGUAAUUUUAAAAACGUGCCGUGAAAACGAGGAACUAAACGAAGGCGACAUUCCAACAAACGAAAGCGACAUUUCAACAGCAAAGCAAAAUAAGAGUGAAUGCAAUUUCUCAAACUUAUUGAAUGAAGAAAAACAGGUUAUAAAAGAUAUAGAAGACGAAAUUGUAAGUUGCUCGGUUGUUUUACAAGAAUCAGAUAUUGACUUUUCGAAGAUGCUUGAUUUAAAUAUGCUAGAUGAAGAAACACUUCAUCAAAAUAGCUACAUUGUAAACGAUUGUAUUGCAAAACAAUGCGAAACAACUCCAGAAAAAUUAGAUCAAGAUCUUGAAGUAAAUCUCACAAAAAAUAUGCCAAAAUGUAUCCAAGUAUGCAACAGAGAACUAGUUUAUGAGGAUAUAUCUUCACCAAAAUACCUUGAUUAUAACAAAGUAAUAGAUUUUAGUGUUUUGAAAACAAAAGAAAAACAAAAGUUAAAACUGCUAACAAAAGCAAAGAGUUUUUCUAAUACAAACGAACCAAUUAGUGAAAAAGAAAAUCACGGAGUAUACAAACUUAGCGACUACAAAAUUGAAGAAAUUUUUGCGCAAGAGAACGAUAUACUUAGAGAAUUUAAGAAUGACGUAACAAAUGGGCAACAAGAUGACUCUUUAACAAAAGAUGAAUUAGGAAAAAGUGAAUUGAGUAAAUGUUCACACUUUGAUGAAGAUUUGAAUCAAGUGGGUAACUCUAGGAGUCAACCUUGUGAAGAAUCAAACAACUUUAGUAACUGUUUUGAAGAAAAAACAAAUAAAAGGAAAACCUUAAAGUUUUCAAGACCUUCUCUUGACUCCAUGCUUUUUUCUCCUGGUGUCACACUUCAAAACCAAGUUUUGCAAUCAAUACAAUUAGAUAACGAAAGUAAAAAUAAAAUUUCACACUUAAUUGAUGAUAAAAAUAAUGACGACCCGUUUUCUGCCAAUAUUUUUGAAGUAACAAACAACAAACAACAAAGCAACAACAGUUUAGAGAACUCUUAUGACAAAACGCUAUGGCAAGAUGAAAAUACUGACUUUAAUAUGCAAGUAUUUUCGUCAACCAUCGAAGAAGACGACUUAGAAUACCAACUCAAAGAUUGUAAGAGCAAUUUAUUUGCAAUCAAUGAAACCAUACAAGAUAGCAAUUUACAUGAAAAUUCUAUGCCUUAUGUUGCGCCUUUGUCAAAUGUUUCAUCUGUUUUUCACGAAACGACUGCUUACAGUGUGACACCCGUUUCUUAUGUAACGUCUAUUUCCAAGCUACCUGCUAAUAAUAUUGGCACAUUACCAGAUUCUUUUCUUUGCUCAGAAAGCGCAACAACUGAACAACGUAGUUUUAAGUCAAACAUAACAUUUUUACCAACUCACCAUGUUAAAAAUAAAAACAUUACUUUUUGCAACACAAUACCAAAAAUAUCUAGCACUACUUCAAAUCUUAUAUCUUCACCCAUAGAUCCUAAUUCACAAUCACAAGAAUGUGAGGUUCUAAUAAACUCACGAGAAAAUAACUUGGUUAAAGAAAUAGAAGCUGAAAAAACUUCGGAAAAAACUGUUACGGAAUGUUUUGAAAAAAAUAAAACCAAGACGUCAGUACAUCAUUCUAAAAAUGACUAUGAUAGCAAUCUUUCAAUACAACUAAAAUCUGUAAAUCGACCACAGAAGGUAACGGUUGAAUUAAAAUCUUCAUGGCGAAUUUCAAAUACUUCCUAAUAAUAAAAAUUCAGAGAGUUGCUUGCCUUUAUAAACUGUAAAAAAGUACAAUUAUAGAAAAUGAAGAGUAUAAUACAUAAAAUAUUAAAACUAAACGUAUGUAGCUUUUAAGAAUAUAUA